UCUGUCUUCUACGUAUGUAUAUCUAAUGAACCGAUUUCCUCGGUUUUGCAUUCGUUGGAAAGGUCUCGAGCUCCGUGAGGUUUAUAGCAAAGAAAAUUCAGGAAAAAUUUCAACAUAAAAGCGGGAAAAUCUUUUUUUACAUACAGCGCCAUCUCUGAUACAUAGCAUGUACUACAAGCAAAUAUGUAUGUAUUUUAAGAAGAUGGCGCAGGUGCGUGAUACAUUGUUUAUCAGCUACUCAUUGUUCUCUGCUCAGUUAAUUUCAUGUGACAAACCGGUAUUGUGUUCACUGUGAAAUUGUGAAAAAAAAAUAAAAAAAUAAGUUAUUCGUUUCCAUCACUUCAAUUGGAAAAAAUCAAAUUGUGAAAAUUUUCAUUUAAUUUCUACAGCAGGCAUUUCUCAUUAAGGAGUCCAAAAUGCCUAAAGGACGACGUGCGAACAUCGGCCGCCGCACAAGACAUGCAAGCCAGCAACAAGUUUAUUCACAGAACUUAAGCGAAGAAAGACAAAAUUCAACAAGAGAAAAUGCCCGAUUGAGACAACGCAUGAGGACACGAAGAUCAUUGGCAUCAUACAAUCGCUUGGCAUUCCAAUAUGAUCCCACUGCGAACUACAGUGAUGAUGAAAAUUUAGAUAUUGGACAAAUGACGACUGUAUGCCGAUAUUGCAAUGCGUUGAAGUUCAAAAGAGAAACGGCUGGAUUGUGCUGCGCAAGUGUAAAAGUCAAACCAUCCGGAUCCAUUACUUACACCACCACCUUUGAUGGAAGUGAUCCCGAUUCUAGCCAUUUUCUUCAACACAUCCUUGAAUACAAUAACUGCUUUCGCAUGACUUCCUUUGGAGCUAAUAUCAUUCGAAAAGACGGAUUCAUGCCGACUUGCAAGGUUAGCGAUCACUCACACCAACAAAAUGAAUUGCAACCCAUAACAACUACAUAUACACCACACACUACACCAUCAUACGAUCAGAAGUUACACCGUAUUCUUCAACAAAUGAUGGUUUGCAAUUACAGAUACAAGGACAAAUAUAUCAUUUGCAUGGUUCAAUGGUGCCAAGACCAGAUGAACCGCAUCAAUUUCUGCAAAUAUGUAUAUUUCAUUUCGUCGAUGGUGGAUCAGCUGAAUGUGCGGUGCAAUAUACAGGGAACACAACAGUUAAAGAGGCGAAUUAUUGAACAGUUACAAGCAUUUUUUCACACUAAUAAUGCUGUGAUUAAUAUGUUCAAAACAGCAUUGGAACGAAUGCCAUCGGAUACGCACAAAUUUGUCAUAAGAGCGGAUUGUACCCCAACAGGUGAACAUGUGCGAAGAUUCAAUGCACCAACCGUUAAUGAUGUUGCUGCAGCUAUUGUUAGCGAUUCAACUAAAUCGCGAGACAUUGUCGUUCAGCGAAGAAGCAAUAUCAUGCAUCGUGGAAACGAGACACAUCGUUUGUACGAUGCGUUACAAUAUCCAAUCAUUAAUUGGCAAGGGCAAGACGGAUACGACAUCACGUUGAAGAUGGUCGAUCCAAUUACAGGCGUAUCAACGAAUAAAAAUCUAAGCGCAAUGAAUAACUAUGCAUAUCGUAUGAUGAUUCGUACAAAUGAGGAGAAUGUCAUUCUGGAGUGCCGUCGGCUAUUCCAGCAAUUCGCUGUCGACAUGUAUGUCAAAGUCGAGACCGAACGUUUAGCGUUCAUCCGAUUCAAUCAGGCAAAGCUACGAUCUGAGGACUAUAUACACUUGCGUGAUGCUACUCAUUCAGAUGGUGAUGUUCAGAAUAUUAAACUUACGACGAUUCUCCCACCAUCUUAUAUCGGAAGCCCACGCCACAUGCACGAAUACGCUCAAGUCGCUAUGACGUACGUGCGAAAUUAUGGAACUCCGGAUUUAUUUAUUAUUUGAGUUGAACCGGGCCAAAAACCGCAAGAUCUCCAUGACAUAAACGCAAGAGUAUUUCAGCAAAAGCUAAAGGUUAUGAUGGAUGUGCUGAAAUGUAAUUUUUCUUUUUCAAAUAUAAAACAAAAAAAAAUGUUCUUUAUCAUUUAAUCGAAACCAAAACGAAAUGUUACAUAAAAUGAUGCAAUUUGGUGGCGAAAUGGAGUUCGCCGGGUUUUCUAGUAGUAUAUAAAAGA
This is a messenger RNA of Bactrocera neohumeralis, 2113 nucleotides long. RefSeq lists its product as uncharacterized. Lineage: Eukaryota; Metazoa; Arthropoda; Insecta; Diptera; Tephritidae. Bases 417 to 1883 code for a protein of 488 amino acids. The transcript is spliced from 3 exons. The record is from RefSeq and is a predicted model, not a curated record.